Molecule: messenger RNA, 5525 nt
Organism: Fragaria vesca subsp. vesca
Lineage: Eukaryota; Viridiplantae; Streptophyta; Magnoliopsida; Rosales; Rosaceae
Product: protein translocase subunit SECA2, chloroplastic-like
Exons: 40
Biological process (GO): protein import; protein targeting
Cellular component (GO): chloroplast envelope; membrane
Molecular function (GO): ATP binding; ABC-type protein transporter activity
Source: RefSeq, a predicted model, not a curated record
AUGGAGCUGCCGGAGUGCCCAGUGUGUCUGCAGAACUACGACGGCACGUCGACGAUCCCGCGCGUGCUGGGAUGCGGCCACUCGGCGUGCGAGGUCUGCCUUGCCAAGCUGCCCCACCGCUACCCGGAGACGAUUCGCUGCCCGGCGUGUACUCAGCUCGUCAAGUACCCACCCAACGGCGCCGCCGCGCUGCCCAAGAACAUCGACCUCCUCUCACUCCAAUCCGCCGAUGACAAAGUGUUUAACUUCCUGCCCCGGCUUUGGUCCGACGAGUUUUACAGCACGUGGAAGGAUCGGGUUCUUGGAAACGACGCCGUUUUGGUCGAAACGGAGGAAAGGGGUCGGCUUUGUGAGAGUGGUGCUGCUGUGGGGUUGGUUAAAGUCGGGUCCUUGGCGGGUUCGGGUUCGGGUUUGAGUGAGUCUGGGUUUGAGUUUAGCUACAAGAGAGGGAACGGGAGAGUUGAGGAGAAGUUGAGGGGUUUGAGGAAUGGGGGUGGUUUUGGGAGAGAUGGGUUGGAGGGUUUUGGUGUGAUUGGGAUGGAGGUGUGUGAGGCUGUGAUGGGGAUGCAUUUGGAGGGGCUUGUUGGUGGUGGUUUUGGUGCUUCAUGUUUUGGUUUUGAUGAUUUUGGUGGUGUUUUUGUGGAUUUGAGGCAGGUGGUGGUGAUGGGGAGGAGGGUUUGGAGAGGUGUUGGUGGUGAAGAAAUGGGAGAGGUGUUUGGGAGUCUGUUGAAGGAUGGAGAUUUUGUUAGCAUGGAGGUGUUGUUUGAGGUGGUGCAGAGAGAGGGCGUUGCGGUGGAAUGUGAGAGGUUGAAGUAUCCGGUAGGGUGUGGCUCGGAUGUUUGGUCAUUAGGUUGUGUUUUGCUGAGUUUGCUGCUUGGGAAAGAGUUUAGUGACGAGAUUGGAAAGAUGGAUCAUAUAUGUGAUCAUUCAAGUUAUGCAAGUUGGAUUGAAAGAGUUGGUGAUUUGGUGGACAGUAGGUUGGGUUCUGAAUAUGCAUCACUGACGGAGACUUUAUGCAAAUGUUUGAAUUAUGAUCCAGCAAGUCGUCCACGAGUGAUUGACGUUAUGAUUUGCAUCAGAGAACUGAUUAUUAAACCUCAAUAUGAUAUCAUGGCCGGUUUGGAGAGACCAGUUAAGGAGAACAGCACAAAUUAUUGCUUGAUUCUGGGGGAGCUCUGUAAGAUACCUAAGCAAAUGUCAGAAACACAGGAUGACCAUGAGUUGCAGGGAAAAGAUGUUGGUGGAGGAGCAGACCUUGAUCAGAUUGAUGAGGAGAGGUCUGAGAGUGGUUUUAUUGAUGGACUUGCAGAGGGAAAGAUCAAAUCUAAAGUUCUGCAGGGCCAUCGUGACUCUAUUACCGCCUUAGCGGUUGGAGGAGAGUUUCUAUUUAGCUCCUCAUUUGACAAAACCAUCCAUGUGUGGUCUUUGCAGGACUUCUGUCAUGUACAUACAUUUAAAGGCCAUGAGCAUACCAUUAAGGCUCUAAUUUAUGUAGAUGAAGAGAAACCCUUGUGCAUAAGUGGUGACAGUGGAGGCGGCAUAUUUGUCUGGGGCACAUGUUCCCCUCUUGGGCAAGAACCAUUAAAGAUACUGUAUGAGCAGAAAGAUUGGCGCUUUAGUGGUAUUCAUGCCUUGGCCUUUCGAAAUGGAUAUAUCUAUACUGGCAGUGGAGAUAGAACAGUUAAAGCAUGGUCUUUGCCGGAUGGCACCAUAUCAUGCACCAUGUCUGGUCAUAAAUCAGUAGUUUCAACCCUUCAAGUUUGUGAUAGUGUUCUUUAUAGCGGCAGUUGGGAUGGAACCAUCCGAUUAUGGAGUCUCAGCGAUCACAGUCCUUUGGCAGUACUAGGGGAAGACACAUCUGGAACUGUGGCUUCUGUCCUAUCUCUUGCUGCUGACAGACAUGUGCUCAUUGCAACCCAUGAAAAUGGAUUUCUAAAGGUCUGGAGAAAUGAUGUGUUCAUGAAAUCCAUUAAAUUGCACAAUGGUGCAGUUUUUGCUACUGGCCUGGCUGGAAAAUGGCUUUUCACAGGAGGGUUGGAUAAAACUGUCAAUGUCCAGGAAUGGUCUGGUGAUGAAUUUCAAACAGAUUUCAGACCUAUUGGAUCCAUCCCUUGUGAUUCUGUCAUUACAACUUUGUUAUGCUGGCAAGGAAAGCUUUUCGUUGGAUAUGCUAAUAGGAAUAUCACGGAAAAUCUCGGCCGGCUUGGCAAGACAUGGAACGACGUCACUAGCCUCAACAGCUGGGUUGUCCAUGACUAUUACCGCCUUGUCAGCUCUGUCAACUCCUUUGAGCCUCAGCUGCAGCGCCUCACUGAUGACCAGGUCUGAAAUUGACCUUGCUUCUUGCUUAUUUCUCUUACUGCUAAAACUGCCGAGUUCCGGCGGCGAUUGCGACAGGGAGAGACGCUUGCCGAUAUCCAAGCAGAGGCUUUUGCUGUUGUUCGUGAAGCUGCGAAACGGAAGCUUGGUAUGCGGCAUUUUGAUGUUCAGAUUAUUGGCGGGGCGGUGCUUCAUGAUGGCUCCAUUGCCGAAAUGAAGACGGGAGAGGGGAAGACGUUGGUUUCCACUUUAGCUGCUUAUCUUAACGCGCUGACUGGCGAAGGUGUUCAUGUGGUAACCGUAAAUGAUUACCUUGCUCAAAGAGAUGCUGAGUGGAUGGGUCGUGUUCAUCGCUUCUUAGGUCUUUCCGUGGGUCUUAUUCAGAGAGGGAUGACAUCUGACAAGAGGAGAUCCAACUAUAGAUGUGACAUAACAUACACCAAUAAUUCAGAACUUGGUUUUGACUAUCUACGAGACAAUCUUGCCGGAAACAGUGGAGAAGUUGUUAUGAGAUCGCCAAAGCCAUUUCAUUUUGCAAUAGUUGAUGAAGUUGACUCAGUUCUUAUCGAUGAAGGAAGAAAUCCAUUGCUAAUUAGUGGCGAGGCUAGUAAAGAUGCAGCACGCUAUCCUGUUGCUGCUAAAGUGGCUGAGUUGCUUGUGCGAGGAAUUCAUUACACAGUGGAACUUAAAGAUUACGCAGUUGAGUUGACUGAAGAAGGAAUAGCUCUUGCUGAGAUGGCUCUUGAAACAAAUGACUUAUGGGAUGAAAAUGAUCCCUGGGCCAGAUUUGUCAUGAAUGCGCUGAAAGCUAAAGAGUUCUAUCGGAAGGAUGUGCAAUAUAUUGUCAGAAAUGGGAAGGCUCUCAUAAUCAAUGAGCUCACUGGCAGAGUCGAAGAUAAGAGAAGGUGGUCUGAGGGUAUUCAUCAAGCUGUGGAGGGUAAAGAAGGUUUGAAGAUUCAGGCGGAUUCAGUAGUUAUCGCACAAAUCACAUAUCAAUCUCUUUUCAAGCUCUACCCAAAGCUAUCAGGGAUGACUGGGACUGCAAAAACUGAAGAGAAGGAGUUCUUGAAAAUGUUCCAAACACCAGUUAUUGAAGUGCCAACAAAUUUGCCAAACAUUCGUAAUGAUUUACCUGUUCAAGCUUUCGCGACUGCUCAGGGGAAAUGGGAAUAUGUUCGUCAAGAAGUGGAAUACAUGUUCAGGCAGGGGCGACCUGUUUUGGUUGGCACCACUAGUGUUGAGCAUUCUGAACACCUGUCUGAUCUGCUGCGGGAACAUAACAUCCCACACAAUGUUCUAAAUGCACGACCCAAGUAUGCUGCAAAGGAAGCUGAAAUUGUUGCUCAAGCUGGACGGAAGCAUGCCAUUACUCUUUCUACCAAUAUGGCUGGCAGAGGCACUGACAUAAUACUGGGAGGGAAUCCUAAAAUGCUUGCGAAAGAGAUUAUAGAAGACAGUUUGAUUUCAUCCCUGACACGAGAAGCUCCUGACAUUGACAUAGAUGGAGAGGCAAUUUCACAAAAGGUAUUGUCAAAGAUAAAGGUCGGUCCAUCAUCAAUAGCUUUGCUGGCUAAGACGGCAUUAAUGGCUAAAUAUGUUGGCAAAAAUGAGGGGAAGAGCUGGACAUAUAAGGAGGCAAAAGCCAUGAUAUCAGAGUCUGUGGAAAUGAGUCAAUCAAAAGAUAUGAAAGAGCUAGAGAAGCUUGUUGAUGAACAGUCUGAGAUGUACCCUCUCGGCCCUACAAUAGCACUUGCUUAUCUUUCAGUUUUAAAGGAUUGCGAGGUACACUGUUUCAAAGAAGGGUCUGAAGUGAAAAGACUUGGGGGCCUUCACGUGAUUGGAACAUCUUUGCACGAGUCUCGUAGAAUAGAUAACCAGCUUCGUGGCAGAGCAGGAAGGCAAGGUGACCCAGGGUCAACUCGAUUUAUGGUGAGCUUGCAGGAUGAGAUGUUUCAAAAGUUCAAUUUUGAUACUGAGUGGGCUGUGAGACUUAUUUCAAAAAUUACUGAUGAUGAGGAUGUACCAAUUGAAGGUGAUGCCAUUGUGAGACAGCUCCUGUCCCUGCAAAUUAAUGCAGAAAAGUACUUUUUUGGAAUAAGAAAGAGCCUGGUUGAGUUUGAUGAAGUAUUAGAGGUGCAGAGAAAGCAUGUGUAUGAACUUAGGCAGUCUAUUUUAACCGGUGAUAAUGAAAGUUGUGCCCAGCUCGUAUUCCAGUACAUGCAAGCAGUGGCAGAUGAAAUUGUCUUUAAAAAUGUUGAUGCCCUCAAGCAUCCAAGGAACUGGAGUUUGAAUAAGCUUUUAACGGAGUAUGUGGAAAUUGCCGGGAAACUAUUGGAUGAUUCAUUUGCAGAAAUUACUGAGGAAGCUUUGUUAAAAUCUCUGGCACAGUCACCUGAACUGAACUAUAAAGAAAUUGAUGACAUUCACCUUCCAAACUUGCCAAGACCUCCAAAUGCCUUCAGAGGUAUCCGCAAGAAGAACUCUUCAUUGAAACGUUGGCUUGCUAUAUGCUCGGACGAUUUGACCAAGAAUGGAAGGUACCAUGCUACUACUAACCUCCUCCGCAAGUACCUUGGAGACUAUCUGAUUGCUUCAUAUCUGGAUGUUGUUCAAGACUCUGGUUAUGAUGAUACCUAUGUGAAGGAAGUUGAAAGAGCAGUUAUUGUCAAAACCCUUGACUGUUUCUGGAGGGAUCACCUUGUGAACAUGAACAGGCUAAGCUCAGCGGUGAAUGUAAGGAGUUUUGGGCACAGGAAUCCUCUUGAAGAAUACAAAAUUGAUGGUUGUCGAUUUUUCAUAUCUAUGCUUAGUGCAACGCGAAGGUUAACUGUAGAGUCACUUCUGAAAUAUUGGUCCUCCCCAAUGGAGUCUCAAGAAAUUUUUGUAUCAUAAAGUAGUAUUUAUUCACUCGUUUGAAUCUAUGGAGCCACACAGAAUUUAUACUAUGGUUGAAUCGUGCUGAUUGUUUGGAUGGUUGCUUGAGGGAACCGUGGUUUGCAUCUAUGUGCGCCAGUAUGUCAACUGAACUGAUCUUGCCUAGUAUGAAGUGUGGUGCUCUUCAUCCCUCAGCUUCAUUAUAUGAAGAGUAUUGAACAUAUAACCUUUUCAAUAGGAUUGGACCCAACAACUGCAUCGUUUCACUGAUGAAGGCAUGUGUUUGCUGAUGAACAUUGGAAUUGGAACUGCAAUAACACCUUGAUUGGAAU